Molecule: messenger RNA, 1782 nt
Organism: Arxiozyma heterogenica
Lineage: Eukaryota; Fungi; Ascomycota; Saccharomycetes; Saccharomycetales; Saccharomycetaceae
Gene: STI1
Product: Hsp90 cochaperone STI1
Exons: 1
Coding region: 1-1782 (593 amino acids)
Molecular function (GO): Hsp90 protein binding
Source: RefSeq, a predicted model, not a curated record
AUGUCUUUAACUGCUGACGAGUAUAAGCAACAAGGUAACGCCGCGUUUGCUGCAAAAAAAUAUGAAGAAGCCAUCGAAUUAUUUACCAAGGCUAUUGAAGUUUCUGAAACCCCAAACCAUGUUUUUUAUUCCAAUAGAUCCGCCUGCUAUGCGUCUUUGAAAAAAUUUAAAGAAGCUUUAGCUGACGCCAGUGAAUGUGUUAAGAUCAAUCCAUCUUGGCCGAAGGGUUAUACAAGAAUAGGUGCUGCCCAUUUGGGUUUGGGUGAUCUUGAUGACGCUGAGAGUAAUUAUAAGAAGGCUUUAGAAUUAGAUCCUUCCAAUAAAAUCGCCCAAGACGGAUUAGACCAAGUUAAACGUGUUCAAGAUGCAAGAAUGCAACAACCGGAUAUGGGAUUAACUCAAAUAUUCAACGAUCCCAAUUUGAUUGAAAAGUUAAAGCAAAAUCCAAAAACCUCUGAAAUGAUGAAUGAUCCUGCUUUAGUUGCCAAAUUAAUUCAAUUCAGGAGUAACCCACAAGCUUUAGCCGCUGAUCUAAUGAAAGACCCAAGACUUAUGACCAUUAUGGCCACUUUAAUGGGUAUUGAUUUGAAUAUGCCAGAUUUAUCUCAAUCUAAUUCAAUGCCAAAACAAGAAUCUAGUGAACCUAAGAGUGCUCCGGAAAACACUACUACUGCUACAACUUCAACAGAAGGGUCCAGCACUAAGAAGGAUGAAGAAUCUAAACCAUCUGAGGAACAAGAACAGGAACCAGAACCAAUGGAAGUUGAUGAAGAGGAAAAGAACAAAGUUGCUGCAGAUGAAGCAAAAUUGGAAGGUAAUAAAGCAUACAAGGCACACAAAUUUGAUGAAGCCAUUGAAUUUUACAACAAAGCAUGGGAUCUUCACAAUGAUAUAACCUAUUUGAAUAAUCGUUCUGCAGCUGAAUAUGAAAAAGGUGACUAUGAAACAGCUAUCAAGACAUUAGAGGAUGCAAUUGAGAAAGGUAGGGAAAUGAGAGCUGAUUAUAAAGUUAUUGCUAAAUCUUUUGCUCGUAUAGGUAACUCUUAUGUUAAAUUAGGCGAUUUAAAAAGUGCAAUCACUUAUUAUCAAAAGUCGUUAACCGAGCAUAGAACUGCUGAUAUUUUAACCAAAUUGAGAAACACUGAGAAGGAAUUGAAAAAGAAAGAGGCUUUAGAAUAUAUUGAUCCAGAAAAGGCUGAGGAAGCUCGUCUACAAGGUAAAGAAUACUUCACAAAGGGUGACUGGCCAAAUGCAGUCAAAGCUUACACUGAAAUGAUUGCUAGAGCACCUGAGGAUGCUAGAGGUUAUUCUAACAGGGCUGCUGCUUUGUCUAAGUUAAUGUCAUUCCCAGAUGCCAUUGCUGACUGUGACAAGGCUAUUGAAAAGGAUCCAAAUUUUAUUAGAGCUUAUAUUAGAAAAGCUACUGCCCAAAUUGCUGUCAAAGAGUAUGCUUAUGCUUUAGAGACUUUGGAUCUUGCAAGAAGUAAAGAUGCUGAAGUGACUAAGGGUGCCAACAGUAGAGAAAUUGACCAACUAUAUAUGAAGGCAGCUAGCCAAAGAUUCCAACCUGCCAGUCAAGAUGAAACCCCAGAACAAACAUAUGAAAGAGCUAUGAAAGAUCCAGAAGUUGCCAAAAUCUUGGCAGAUCCUGUUUUGCAAAGUAUUUUACAACAAGCCCAAAAUAACCCAGCUGCUUUACAAGAGCAUAUGAAGAAUCCAGAAAUUUUCAAAAAGAUUCAAACCCUUAUUGCUGCCGGUAUUAUCAAGACUGGUUACAAAUAA